AUGGAGACUUCAGAAGGAGCUGAACUCUGCUUUCCACAACUCAACAAUUCCUGCAGGAAACCCAUGCCAGCUCAGUCAGAUGCCAUGCUCACUUACACCCUGUUGUCCUUCAUCUCUGUGCUCACUGUAGCUCUCAACCUGCUGGUCAUCACCUCUAUCUCCCACUUCAGGCAGCUCCACACCCCCACCAACCUCCUCAUCCUCUCCCUGGCUGUCUCAGACUUCUUCGUGGGCCUCCUGCUGAUGCCUGUUGGAAUCCUUUUAAUAGGUGCUUGCUGGUUCCUGGGUGACCUAAUGUGUGCUCUGUAUUAUGUUGUAUGUUUUUUCAUUACAUCUUCUUCUGUUGGAAACAUGGUGCUCAUAUCAAUUGAUCGUUAUUUGGCUAUUUGUGACCCUCUACGUUACACCACCAGAGUUACUCUGGACAGAACAAAAGUCUGUGUUUGUCUGUGUUGGAUUUGCUGUUUUCUCUAUAAUUGUCUAAUUGUAAAGGACUUUCUGAGACAACCUGAUUUAUAUAAUUCCUGCUAUGGAGAGUGUGUAAUUGUCCUUAACUAUAUCACAGGAGCUGUUGACAUUGUGUUUACCUUUAUUGGCCCCGUUACUGUCAUCAUAGUUCUGUAUAUGAGAGUGUUUGUGGUGGCGUUCAGUGGUGGAACUGCUAAGAAAUCUGAGAUGAAAGCAGCCAGGACUCUAGGUAUUGUUGUAGUUGUGUUUCUAAUGUGUUUCGUUCCAUAUUACUCUCCAUACCUGAAAGGUGAGGAUAUUGAAGAGAGUAGUUUAUCCUCACUUGUUCCAGUCUGGCUGCUGUAUUUUAACUUUUGUCUAAACCCAGUGAUCUAUGCCUUCUUUUACCCCUGGUUUAGAAAAUCUAUCAAACUCAUUGUUACCUUUAAGAUACUUCGGCCUGACUCUUGUGAUGCUAAAAUACUGUAG
This is a messenger RNA of Cottoperca gobio, 936 nucleotides long. RefSeq names its product trace amine-associated receptor 13c-like. The record is from RefSeq and is a predicted model, not a curated record. NCBI's taxonomy places the organism in Eukaryota, Metazoa, Chordata, Actinopteri, Perciformes, Bovichtidae. Gene Ontology annotation, biological process: G protein-coupled receptor signaling pathway. Gene Ontology annotation, cellular component: membrane. Gene Ontology annotation, molecular function: trace-amine receptor activity.